Cylicocyclus nassatus is the source of this 387-nucleotide messenger RNA. Lineage: Eukaryota; Metazoa; Nematoda; Chromadorea; Rhabditida; Strongylidae. The record is from the annotation of a GenBank genome assembly.
AUGGACGGCAUCAAGGUAAAAAUAGUGGAUCUCUUCUCGUGUAUCGAGAAGAUCGAUGGAGAUUUUCUUAUCCUGAACGAGGAUAGAAUUUACAAGAUUCUACGAGACGGACGUCCAAAGAAGCCAAAAGCACUAGGAAGCCAGCAGAUUCAUCUUAAAGAGACGCGUAUGCCGCCCGCUAAGAGGCGCCACUCGCCUGCUCCACCGAGGGCACCGAAGGCAGCAAAGCCCACUUCGUCUACUGCAACUCAGUCGGAAAGUAGCAUCGGUAGCGCAACGACCGAGGAUGACGUCGAGCGAAUCGCUCGGGCUGUCGCAGUUCUUAAGAAAAAAGAGAAAUCAACCAAGGAUGAAAAUACUGGCAAUCCGACCAUUGAUGUUGAUUGA